AUGAGUCCCGCUCUGGAAGCCCUCAUGCAGGCGGACGGGACUCCCUUCUCGGGGAAAGGGGUGAUGCUUGAACCCUUCGUGCACCAGGUGGGGGGGCACUCCUGCGUGCUACGAUUCGGGGAGCAAACCAUCUGCAAACCGCUCAUCCCCCGCGAGCAUCAGUUUUACAAGAGCCUCCCUACCGAGAUGAGGAAAUUCACGCCUCAGUACAAAGGUGUAGUGUCGGUCAGUUUCGAAGAAGACGAGGGCGGAAACCUAUGCCUCAUUGCUUACCCUCUUCAUAGCGAAUCGGCCGACCUGGAAAACAAAGAUCCCUCAAGCGACUGCGAGCCCAAGAGUAAGAUGUUAAAGUGGAGCAACAAAAAGCAGUCCCCUUUGCACUUGGAGAAUGACAACUUAAGCAAAGAAAGAGCUCGACAGAGUCGUAAAGACGACAAGAUCAUAAGCUACCGUGAUGAUGUACAGGCACAGCAGCAGGCAGAGGUUCUGUACUUAAGCCUGGAGAAAGGCAACAUGGUCCCACAGAUCAAACACAAUCCCUGGAGUCUCAAAUGUCACCAACAGCACUUACAGAGGAUGAAGGACAAUGCUAAGCACCGGAAUCAAUACAAGUUCAUUUUAUUGGAGAACCUCACGUGGCGUUACACAGUACCAUGUGUCUUGGACUUGAAGAUGGGGACCCGCCAGCAUGGUGAUGACGCUUCAGAGGAGAAGAAAGCCAAUCAGAUCCGCAAGUGUCAACAAAGCACAUCGGCUUCCAUUGGCGUGCGACUCUGUGGCAUGCAGGUAUACCAGUCAGAUUCUGGGCAGUUGAUGUUCAUGAAUAAGUACCAUGGGCGAAAGCUGACCUUCGCAGGCUUCAAGGAGGCCCUUUACCAGUUUUUUCACGAUGGGCAACGCCUGCGCCAUGAGCUGUUGUCGCCUGUGCUGCGACGCCUGCGUGAAAUGCAAGCUGCGUUGGAGUCAUGCGAGUCCUAUCGAUUCUACUCCAGUUCCCUGCUCAUUAUCUAUGACGGACAUCCUCCUAGGACGUCCUCUCGACCUCGACAUCGCGGUGGAGAGGAGGGGGAUGAAGACGAGUUGUCUGAGGAGGAGGAAGAAGAGGGCGCCUUCGGGUUCCCUCGUUCAUCCUCGGCAGGCGGAAGCGCCGGUGGGGCCGUAGGGAGCAGCAACAGUAGCAGCGGUCGCUCUGCCCACAGCACAUCGGACCCUAGCAGUUCUGCGGUGGAUGUGCGCAUGAUUGACUUUGCUCAUACAACUUGCCGUCACUAUGGCGAGGACAGCGUUGUGCACGAAGGUCAGGACAGUGGGUUCAUCUUUGGGCUCCAGAAUCUGAUCAGCAUCAUUUCCCAGCUGGAGGAUCACAGCAACGAUUGA
Nerophis lumbriciformis (worm pipefish) is the source of this 1377-nucleotide messenger RNA. The record is from RefSeq and is a predicted model, not a curated record. Lineage: Eukaryota; Metazoa; Chordata; Actinopteri; Syngnathiformes; Syngnathidae.